Stomoxys calcitrans (stable fly) is the source of this 629-nucleotide messenger RNA. RefSeq names its product ADP-ribose glycohydrolase OARD1 (gene Targ1). The record is from RefSeq and is a predicted model, not a curated record. NCBI's taxonomy places the organism in Eukaryota, Metazoa, Arthropoda, Insecta, Diptera, Muscidae. Gene Ontology annotation, biological process: peptidyl-glutamate ADP-deribosylation. Bases 150 to 599 code for a protein of 149 amino acids. The transcript is spliced from 3 exons.
UCUUUCCUUCGUCUGCUUGAUUCUGUUGAGUGUCAAGAUUCAGGAGCUCUACGACUAAGAUGGAGUGCGUCCAGAGGGAUUUAGGUUAGAAUUUCCAUAACCAAAAUGGUAUUCCCAUCAAAAAUGUCUCAGAAUUCAAUCUACGAAAAAUGAGCAAUUCAAAUUAUAAGCUAACCGAGGUGGAUGGUGAUUUAUUUAAUGCCCCGUCUACACAUUCACUAGCCCACUGCGUAGCAGCCGAUCUUGGAAUGAAUGCUGGCAUUGCUGUAAAAUUCAAACAACUCUAUGGGCAAGUUGAUCAACUAAAAUCUCAAGGCGUAAAGACUGGUGGCGUUGCAGUACUUAAUGAUAAUAAGAGGUUCAUAUAUUAUUUGGUAACAAAAGAUAAAAAUUUGGAUAAACCCACCUAUGAAAGCUUGAAGAAUUCGCUAUACGCUAUGCGUGACCAUAUGAUAACCAACCAUGUCCAAAACUUGGCAAUGCCCCAUAUAGGAUGUGGCAUCGAUGGUCUCGAGUGGGCAAAAGUAUCAGCCGAACUAGAAAGGGUUUUUGCCAAUGUGAAUGUCCAUAUUGUAGUCUACAAUUUUGUACCAAAAUAAACUUUUUUAAUAAAUGUAUUGUUCUCAUAA